GUGUCGACGCGGACGCGCCAAAAAAUAUUUUCCAAUGAAAUGCAUUCCUAGGGCCUGGUUGUAAAAAUAUUUAUCAUUUAUUAUCAACAAAGCCCGACCACAGCGGAACAACAUCAACAAUACUUCUAAGUGCAUAGGUAUUUUUGUUAAGAGAAAGACAUUGAGUAUAAAUAAGUUGAGUCGUCCUCGUGACGGCGACGUAUUGAUGACAACUUUACAAUUUUAGGUGCCAAAUAAAAUGAGUCCGCACUAAAGGAUGUUGGGUACUAUAGUUAAAGUUGGUGAACAUCACGGUGAUCGUCGAUGAACACGGUCGUGAAGCAGGUGCAGCCUGGGCAAAAAUAGUACCGCAGAAAGAGCUUCUGCUUCGAUAUCGCAGCUCGGAAAGCGGAACAUCAAGCCAUCGGAGUAGAGUAUUCUAUUGAUAUCAUGACGAAGACGACGAAGUUUCACACGGGAGGUAGUUGUGGCGGACCAGCCCACGGGCAGCAGCAGCACCACCACCAAAAUCCGCCUCCCCCUCCCCCGUCCACGACGAGUACGACUACAGCAGCAGCGAAUAGUAAUUACCCGGUACAGCUUCUACAUGGACAACAACAACAUCACCAGCACAAUACUAAUUACAGUGCUGUACCCAACCAGAUCAUGCAACAGCAUCCUGUGUUGACAGUCGAGGAGAACAUCAGCCUCGAAGAGCGACACCCCUACGACCACGACCAAGAACAUAUUAGCCCGGGAGACGAGGACCUCCACGUUGACCAUGACCAUGACCACAACUAUCACGACAACGACCACGACGAACACGACAGCCAGCACGAGGACCAGCAUUCCCAGUACGACGACGACUGCAGCAAUCACUCGGAACUAGACGAGGAGGAGCUCGCGGAGAGACAGCACAUUAUCCAAAAAACUAACAACGUCGACGUGUCGCGUGCGACGACCCCAGAGUUGAUGUCAUGCAGAUUUGCAAUGACAACAGCUGAUAAACACUUGUGAUCAUCAUGCGCAGCCAGCCCAUGACUGGCAUUUGUUCCAUGUUUUGAUACAAACUUGUAAUGCUGUAAAGAGGAUAAAAAUUAUCAGGUGGACAUGGAUUAUUUGUAAAAAUGCGGCUGUCCUUGCUAAAAACCUGCACUACACGACUAUCGGGACUGCAAGAACUUGUCACGCGUGACUCUGAAAUAACCUAUGUGUCGCGAAAUCAAUAAUUAAUCUCCAUCUAGUUGUACUUGUACUUGAGGACUCUGGGGUCGUGUGGGCCCCCGGCCCGUUCUAUUUCCUCAGGAUACACGUUCCGCUGUACCCAUCCUCCUCACAUGACUGCGACGAGGAGUACCUACCGCCCUCCGGCUAUGGAAGCGUCAGGUUUGAAAUCGUCAAAGUUGAAAUAAUUUGUAAUGCAUAAAAUGCGACACAAAAAGCGACUCUAUUGCAGAGGACCCACGGGCGGCAGAUUAUAGUCCUGGUAAGGGUCAAAAGUUGGACUGCUAACUAGCAUGACAGAAGGCAGCUCCUUUGCCCUAAACCGCAUGACAGACUCGCUUCCAGGACCGGGAAAAUUUGUCAUGCACCGACUACAAACUGUAGGUCUAACUGGUAUCCGUUUUAUGCAUGACAAACUAUUUCAACUUUGACGAUUUCAAACCUGACACAUCCAUACCGGCACCGGAUCGGCCCGGGGAAGUUACCACGACCACGGGUCCAACCACGGGGAUGGUACCAUGAGCAAUUCGGGAAAUAACCACCACUAUGGAUUGUAAAAAUGUCUGGGCCUGGAAGGUUGGAACUUGUAAUGCGGGUCAUGCAUUCCUGGAAAAUCUGUGUUGCAUGAGCAGCAAAAGAGAGGCUUUCUUUGUCAUGCAAAAACGCAGUUUGUAAUGCGUGCUAGGCAUCAGCAGGCCUCUCAAAAGCUUGUCAUGCUUGGCUGCCAUUGGAAGCGCUUCAAUCAUGCGCAAUUCAGCAUCACAAGUUUCCAGACCCAGACAUUUUUACAGUUGAUAACCACUACAGCCAGGACGGCACUAGUUCCGGCAAUCCGGGCGGGGUUUGUUCGUCUGGGGAGAUGAAUCAUUUCCAAGGUGGAACUACAUCCAAUGUCAACACCUCCGGGGGAAAUAUGAAUUCGCAGCAGCAGCUCCAAGCGGGCGGGCAGCAGCAGCAGCACCCAACCAGCACCGGUGGUCAGCAUCACCACCACAACUACGGUCGCGUACACAUGAACGGGGGUGGCCACCCGGCGAGCAUAUCAAAUGCAAAAAUGUCUGGGUCUGGAAACUUGUGAUGCUAAAAUGUGCAUGAUGAAAACACUUCCGAAUGCAGUCCAGUAUGACAAUUUCCCAAAACGCUUUCCCAUAGGCAAUCUGCAUGAGAAACUGCGUUUUUGCAUGACAAAAGAGGCUGCGGCUUUUGUUGGUUAUGCAAUACAGAUUUCCCAGGAAUGUAGAGCUAGCAUUACAAGUUCCAACCUUCCAGACCCAGACAUUUUUGCAGUGCAUAGAGCACCAGUGGCAGCAAUUUCGCGCAUCUCGAAGGGACUGGAGCGGAGGCGGACGGCCACUACAACCAGUACUAUAACGACCACCAGUUGGCGAUCAUCCAAAAUUACGGGCACAACCCGGAGGGGAGAAUCGCCUACGAGGGCUACGAUGGGUACGGGCAGCCCACCAUCGGCUUAGGGGUGGUCGGCUUCAUAUGCAUUGCAAAAGCAUCUUCGCGCUAGUAGUUGUAGCAAUCGAAUUUUGGCAUCACAAAGGUUCCAUAAUACAGCAGUUCGAAAGUCAGUGAGGUGGAAUUUCUGAUGCUGAUUCAGCUAAGAAAGGAAAUGUGCUGUCAUGCAGUCUGGCAAAAAUUCGUACGAGUGCGAUACUUCUUUUGCAGAGGAUAGUUCACGGGCGUCGACGACACGAUCGAACCGGCGAAGCUGUGCGACAUGUCGGAACAGUACUCUUUCGUCGAGUGGGGUGUGUUGCUUCAUAAGGAGCGGGAGGGGAAGCCGCGGUAUGCCUCGCAAAAGUGGAUAAACCGGCUGCGCGACGAGGUGGAGCGGCGGCAGAAGGACCGGUGCGAAGCCGGACGAAAUAACCUGAACGGGUCCGCCUGCGCGAACGGGGGUGGCGGCCACGGACACCCUCAACGGCCCCGAGGUAGAAAGAAAAGUACGAAAUACUUGUUCAUCUUCUGUGUGGCUUGCUAUAAAAUUUUUGAAUUUUUGAUCACGUGACGCUGCUGCACUGCGAGCCUUUAUACGAAGAAGUGGUAAGAAGUCCCCUAGUACGAACGACGAACAACGUAUUAAUUGCACUUCCUUAUCAGGUGGCAAGAAGCAGACCCAAGGGUACCAAAUUCGGCUCGCCGCGCAUCUUGGGGGUGAGUACUGCCUCCAAGCACUCAACGGGGAUGACAAAUUCAUCCGGGAAACGCUAGUGAAAGAGCUUGGGUACAACUACUUUUUUGAAACUUUCUGCUGCAGUAACCUAAAUAUUGCACUGGUGAUGUUGAUGACACCAUGAUGCGAAUAAGUAAGUGUGUUGCGGUUCUUGCGACAUCAACAGCUUGAACUUCUAUCGCAAAUUAGUAAAGGUACUAGAUACGAACGAUUACGAGCGAAACAAUAAACAGGUUUUCCCGUAUCCAGCUGAACCCUACCAAGCCGAACGGCGUGAACGAGUCAAAUCUGUUGAAGUUUAUGAAACCCUUGCAGCAGCUGUUGGGCACGUUCGAACGGGAGUUCGAGCACGUGGAGUUCAUAUUCCAGGUGAACAAGCAAACCAAGGACUUGGCAUUCGCGCUGAUGGAUGACCCAAGGCCAAAUCUCGCCUUCCUCUACGACAGCAGCAUGGGAGCAGGGAAAACGCCGUACACUUUUUGAAUAAUGAUUCGUUUGGUGAUAAGAAAUAGAAGCAGGAUCUUCUUUUGCUGGAUGACAAUGACCACGACGUCCACGUACUGAUAUGGCUUCACUUGUUGAAUGGGAAGUAGAACCCGCGCGGCGACAAAUGAUCUUUCUAUAGGAAGAGCCCUUACUAGCGCUGCAACCCAAGAACUACGUUGGUCCCCUUGGUCCAACAAUCUUGAAUGUACUUAAAUUUUUCUCAAUUGCAGUGCCCGCCGCCCCGUGCCGCUCGCGCACCCAGGCGUGCAUGUCGGCUACGCAGGGGGGAUCGGUCCCCAUAACUUGCGCGACGAGCUGAAGAAGGUCAUGACGGCCGUCGUGAACAGUGACGACCAGCAGCAAAACUACACCAAUCUCCACGAGGAGCGCACAAUAUGGCUGGAUAUGGAGAGCUCUCUGCGGAACAAGGAGGACCUCUUUGACAUCACCAGGUGCGAAUCGAUUGUGGGGCAGCUGUUCGACAUGGGGGUGCUACGAGAUGCAGAUUGAUACAACUUCUUUUUGUCAUCACAUCUUCGUCGUGUUGAAGUUGCACACCAGGACGACGAGAGGAUUUGCAGAUUGCUGUUGCUCUUCGAGGUUCUUGUUCACACGAAAAAGAUAAAUGAAUAAUAAAGCGACCUUCUUUAUUUUACGUUCCUGAUAAAGUACACGUACACCCGUUAUACUUUUUAGUUCCCGCUGAGAACGAGGGCGAGCCCAGUACUCAGUUAGUAGAAGUUCUUCUUGGCACAAACGACUAAGACUCGUUGAAAAUUAUACGCGCCAGGAUCAUGUACUUAAGCAAGUAAGUAAGCGCCGCCGUCGACCGAUAU
Amoebophrya sp. A120 is the source of this 4707-nucleotide messenger RNA. Lineage: Eukaryota; Dinophyceae; Syndiniales; Amoebophryaceae. The record is from the annotation of a GenBank genome assembly.